AUGUCUACUAAAAUCUCUUUUCAAAAAAGAGAAUUUAAUGAAUCUGAAAUUUUUGAUAUCGCGUUAAAAAUCUUUGACGAAUUUGACACCGCAAAAUACAUCAGAUAUUCAACUUUGGAAAGCUUUUUCUUAAGUAAUAAUGGUUAUAAAUAUUUUAAUGAAUUUAAUGUGGAAUCUGCUCGAUCAGAUAAGCAGAAAGCUGAUUUUUUAAAAUUGAUUAAUAAAAAAUUAAUCAAUGAUGAUCUAAUUCAUAACGAAGGGAAGAGUAAUUAUGAGUUAUUUUCCAAGAUGAAGAAAGAAGUUUUUGAUGAUAUCGAUA
Molecule: messenger RNA, 319 nt
Organism: Acaulospora morrowiae
Lineage: Eukaryota; Fungi; Glomeromycota; Glomeromycetes; Diversisporales; Acaulosporaceae
Source: the annotation of a GenBank genome assembly